Messenger RNA from Cydia splendana, 3518 nucleotides. Its product is annotated as myosin-7B. The transcript is spliced from 15 exons. The record is from RefSeq and is a predicted model, not a curated record. The coding region runs from base 68 to 3505 and encodes 1145 amino acids. Lineage: Eukaryota; Metazoa; Arthropoda; Insecta; Lepidoptera; Tortricidae.
AUGACGCCUUUCGCGAAUUCUGUUAACAGUUAAUAUUCGCGCGUCGAACGCGCUGGACCGAUCCAGCAUGUUCAAAAUAUUCAAACGAAAAGGCGGGAAGGCCGAGCGCGAAGCCCCGCGGAAACUGCCGAGCGACGUCGGCGCCCCCGAGCACACCUCAGUCGACUCUCGGUCGCCCGAGAAUAGCCCAACGAACGACACGCUCAGAAAAGAUGUAGUGAACCUACUCAUACCCGAAACGAAUUACAAUCAGAAGUCGGGCGUCGGCGCCAUCUUUGAAAUCAUGGCGGGGAAACGAAAGAAAAACAAAAGAAAAACCGCGCGUGCGGAGUCUUGCCGCGUGAGCCCGCAGAAAGAGACGCCCUGCAAUUUGCAACGAAGCUUGUCCGAUUGCGAUCCGAAGCUGAAAGAUGACGUCGUAGCCAGAAAUACUCCGGCUCAGUCGACUGACGCAGAUCCCGCGGAGUUCGUGAAGGCGCUCGUCCUGCAAAAGUACGCCCGUCCCGAGAAACACGUGUCGCUUGUGUACGUGUCCGACGCGCCCGAUGACUCGGAGAAGCGCCACGCCGAGGCACUGCUGCGGGAGAUCGCGCGCAGCAUAGACUGCACCAUCGAUGAGAUCAAGGACAUGGGAGCCAACGACAGCAAACAGCAUGUCUACGAAACCGUCGACGAUACACACAAAACAAACAAUAACAACUACAAAGCCGAGCUCCAAGGUGAACUGGAGAAACUUCUGGAAAAAGAAAACGAUAAAGUGAGCUUAGAUUCUAAAGAUGAAGAGUCGCCUGCAUUUAAAAAGAAGUCGAAUUUAAAACUGCCCAAAUCUGACACUGAAGGAUGCUCAGACGAUGACAGGUCCGAUUGCGGAAAAAAGCGCGUCACAUUUCGAAAACAUAUCAUUUUCGAUGAUGGUGAACAGCAGACCGAUGACGAUAACUCAUCCUUUGAAUCUCUAACAUCAGAAGAAGACGAGGAAUAUCUAGAAGAUUCUCUGCCAGACAAUGACGAACUUCUAGGCGGUGUAGUUGUAUCAAGAAACGAAAAUGAAAAUAAAACAAUAAUAAACAUUAACGAAAACGAAGAACCAUUAACUAUUAAAGUUGUGGACGAACUCAAAAGAAUAUCUAGUGAUAACAGUGACAGUGGAUUCAUAGAUAGUGAUAAGCAGGAUGACGAGACUAGUGUAGUGAAAAGUGAAAGUGAAAGUGAGAGUGAGGGCGAGGUCAGUGAGAGUGAAGAAGAAAUAAUAGAGAUAAUAGAAGAAGAAGAAGAAGAAGUUAGCGUAGAGUUUGACGACACAGAAGAUGCAGAAGAUGACAAGAAAACCCUGGUGUCCCAGGAAAGCAAGUUCCAGACGCAGGUGGCGACGCUAGCGGAACUAGCGGACACUCGCAGUGGCGAAGCGGAGCGGGCGCGGGACCUCAUAGCGGCUUACAGAAAGGAGAUAGAACAUAGAGACCAGGAAAUCGAACAAUUAAAAUGCUCCCUAGCGUCAGCAUACAAGGAAUCCGAGCUGGUGAGACAACGCAGCCGCUCUUUGGAGGAGGAGCUGGGGGCAGCUAGAAGCUGUUCUGCAGACUUGGCUGACCAGCUACAGAGGCGGAACGAUGAAUCUCUCCGUCAGCUCCGAGCAGAAUUGGAAGACGCGCUCACACGGCGAGCAGAGCUCGAGUCGCGCGUGCUCGCGCUCGAGCGAGACCGCGAGCGACUCGAGCAGGAGAAGGUGCUGAGCGAGCAGAAGGCACAGGAGGCUAUAGCAGCAGCCGAAGCUAGCACAGCAAAAUGGCGCGCGGCGCACGAAGCAGCGCGCUCCCAGGCAGCGGCGCGAGCAGAACUCAUGCUAGCCGACUGCGAGUGGAAGAUGAGAGAGUUGGAGAAACGGGCCAGGGAAGAGGAGAAACAGAAAAAGCAGCUGGCAGCAACAGUAGAAGAACUCAAAGCUGCUCCUCUCAUCCCCGCCCACCUGGCCGAGCUGACCCAACUCCGAGGCCUCGCCUCCGAGCAGCAGCGAUCAGUGGAAGCCCUGACCUUGCAGCUGCAGAAGGUGGAAACCAGGGAAGAGGCGCUGAAGCUGGAGGUGCACCGGCUUAAGGAGCUCCUGGACCGGGAGAUCAGGAUUAAGGAGGAUAAAGAACAGAGACAUCAUCAGACAAUCCAACGCCUCGAGCAGCAGCACAGCAAAGCCGUGGAGAUCCUUCGCUCAGAGCACGCCACAUCAGCCGCCAUGGCGCGCGCCGCGCUUGAGCGCUCGCACGCCGAACGCACGCGCGCCGCGCUCGCACAGCUGCGAGCGGAAGCGGAGAAAGAUGGCCGCAACGCUGACCGGAAGCUUAGAGAAGUCACUACUAAGUUCGAGAGUCUAAAAGAAGAGAUGGCGACCAAACAAUCGGAGUACGAGACGGCCAUAGCCCAGGCCAACAGCAAGGCGGACUGGGACGUCAUGCAGCUGCGCCAUCUACUUGACCGGGCCGACAUGACGCACGCCAAGACUGUAGAGCGGCUGCAGGAGAAAUUCGAUCAGGAGAAAGAAACCCUGAUAGCAGAAUGGACCGAAAAACUCCGCCUCGUAGAGACGGAGGCUGCCACAGCCGCUGGAGAAGCCAAACAGCUUCUAGACGCUACUAGAAGUAGCCUCAUCGCCGAGAAAAACGACCUGCUGAACAAGAUGAGGGAUCAGCACCGACGGGAGAUGGACGAGCAAUGGGAGCAAUUCAUGUCAGACAAGGAGAGCUGCCUCGAACGUAUGAAGGCAGAGUGCCGUCAGGAGGGCGAGGAGGACCGCGUCCAGAGAGAGAAGGAGCUGCUGGAGGAAAUCGCGGAAUUGAAGUCUCAAAUUCAAUCGAAAAAUGUGGAUUUCGAUACUCUGUCGGACAAGGCGGCGCAGUGCGGGCGCACCCUCGAGGUCACUGAGCAAGAACUCAGAGAGGCACUGUCGAGAGAGAGGGGCCUGCGAGAGAAGAGGGCGGAGGAUGCGACGAAGAUGAAGCAAUUGGAACGCGCGUCGAAGGACCAAAUUGAACAUCUUCAGAGGAAAUGCGCUUGUUUGAGGAAACUUUUCGACGACAUACGCACGCGACUGUCGGCGAAGGAGCGCUUGGCGGAGCAGGAGGCCAAGGCUAAGGAAAAAGAGCUGCAUCAACUCAGGGCCGAAGUGGCCCGGCUCACCAAGAUACUGGUCGAAGAGAGCUCGCCAAAGCUCGAAGCACGCACUAUGGCGGAUGGCUGCGAGACGGAGCCCGGAAACGAGACUUUUUUAGCCGCUGCCGCGCCUCGAGCAUGUGAGACGCAACCGAACGCGCCUCGGCGAAAGGGGGGAACCCUCCGCACCCCCGAAUUCCCCCGCAAACGCCUGACGCUCCCCGAGCUGGCGCCGCUGCCGCCCGAGGCGCGCCGCUCCGCCAUCGAGAUUCAAAAUGGCCGCCGCCGCGCGCGCAGCGUCGACCUGCCCGCCGUCCAGGUGCCCGUGCGCAUCAAGCAACUCGAGGAGAAGAAUAGGGAUUGACUUUAUAACAGGA